Messenger RNA from Paramisgurnus dabryanus, 2773 nucleotides. It is a transcript of the gene aldh8a1, whose product is annotated as aldehyde dehydrogenase 8 family, member A1. NCBI's taxonomy places the organism in Eukaryota, Metazoa, Chordata, Actinopteri, Cypriniformes, Cobitidae. Gene Ontology annotation, biological process: retinoic acid metabolic process. Gene Ontology annotation, molecular function: retinal dehydrogenase (NAD+) activity. The record is from RefSeq and is a predicted model, not a curated record.
CAAGAGUCAACAUUGCAAAAGAGUUCAGUUAAAGCUCAACUGCUCCUGACCGGUACGCACACAUUGCAGACUUUCUUUUUGCUUUGCUUGAUUUUAUUCUGAUUUUCUGCAAUGUCUAAAGGAGAGAAACAAACAAAUUACCAAGUGCUGGAAAACUACAUCGGAGGGAAAUUUGUACCAUGCACCAAGCAUAUAGACUCAUUCGACCCAUCAACUGGAGAGGUUUAUUGCAAAGUACCAGACAGUGGACCACAAGAGGUGGAUGCCGCGGUGAGAGCAGCCAAAGAAGCCUUUCCUGAAUGGUCAGCAAAGAGUCCAGAGGAGAGAUCUAAAGUGUUGAAUAAACUGGCAGACCUGAUAGAGGCUCGGCUGGAGGAGUUUGUGCAGGCUGAGUCUAAAGACCAGGGAAAGACUGUAACUUUUGCUCGAAAUGUGGACAUUCCACGAUCAGCGUACAACUUCCGUUUCUUCGCAUCGUCUGUUUUGCAUCACCUUACUGAAUGCAGUCAGAUGGAUCACAUGGGUUGUGUCCUUUACACAAUACGCUGUCCUGUAGGAGUGGCUGGUCUUAUAAGUCCAUGGAAUCUGCCACUGUAUCUCCUGACCUGGAAAAUUGCCCCGGCUGUUGCCACAGGCAACACAGUGGUGGCGAAACCCAGUGAAAUGACCUCAGUCACUGCUUGGAUGAUGUGUCAGCUUUUGGAGGAAGCUGGCUUUCCACCUGGAGUGGUUAACAUUGUGUUUGGCACCGGUCCACGUGCAGGGGAUGCUUUGGUGUCCCACCCUGAUGUUCCACUCAUUUCGUUCACGGGGAGCACGGCUACAGCAAGACUGAUAACCGAGCGUAGUGCACCAUAUUGUAAGAAACUUUCUUUGGAGCUUGGUGGAAAAAAUCCUGCAAUUAUAUUUGCGGAUGCUGACAUGGAGCAAUGCAUCAGCAAUACUGUCCGAUCCAGCUUCUCCAAUCAGGGAGAGAUCUGUCUCUGUACCAGCAGAAUCUUUGUUGAACGGAGUAUAUAUCCAGAAUUUCUUGCACGCUUUGUGGAGGCAGUUCAUCAGUGGAAAACUGGAGUGCCCACUGAUCCCUCCAACAACAAUGGUGCCCUCAUCAGCAAAGAGCACUUGGAGAAGGUCAGACGUUAUGUUGCUUUAGCGCUGGCUGAGGGUGCUCAGGUGCAUUGUGGGGAGGGUGUGGACAAACUUAACCUUCCUCAGCGAAAUGCGGGUGGCUAUUUUAUGCUGCCCACCGUCAUCUCUGGGGUUUCAGAUACGUCCGCCUUGAUGCAGGAAGAGAUAUUUGGACCCGUUACCUGCGUGACACCCUUCGAUAAAGAAGAGGAAGUGAUAUCACGAGCCAACGCUGUACGCUAUGGCUUAUCCGCCGCAGUUUGGUCCCGAGAUGUGGGGCGCGUGCACAGGGUUGCUAGGAAACUGCAGGCUGGCUUAGUGUGGACCAACUGCUGGCUGAUCAGAGAUUUAAAUCUUCCGUUUGGGGGCAUGAAAAGCUCUGGGGUUGGUAGAGAAGGGGGCAAAGAUUCAUACCACUUCUUUACAGAAGUUAAAACGAUCACUAUCAAACACUAAGCUUGGCCUUUAGAUGCUGUGUUAGGGAGAGUGAGUCACUAAGUGAAUCAUGUGUUAUUGCAAACCUGUUUAGAAAUUAUAUAGAGGAGGCAAUCAGAUUAACCUUUGUCUUGUAUGGUUGUAAAUAAAGUUCAAAAUCACAAAAUUUAAGUGACUUAAGCACUUGCACCUGCAUGUGGGUCAUUUUGUCCUAGAUUGUCAUAUCUCAUUUAAAGACACUGUAGUAAAAUAGGUUGCCUCUACAUGCCUUUGUAUUAUUACAUUCUUUAAAAGAAAUAAAAAUAGACACAAAAGAUACAAUUGUUGACAACUAAUAUAGAGCACACAUUAUAUAAAUAUCCGAUUAUGACAAACAUUAAUUUUUUAAUUAAACAUUUAAGCCAUUUUUGUAGCCAAACAGUUUUUGGGCACCAUUGACUUCCAUAGCAUUUUUUCUGGAAGUCAAUGGUGCUCCUGCUUCCUGCUUGAUUAUUUAGGAGAUCUUGUUUUUUUUCUCUGGGACACCAUAUGGGUACAAUGAGAUUGGGGCAUCAGACUCUUGCAUGCUACCCUCCUACAGAUGGGUGCAUAUUAAUUUGCCGUUACCAAGAAUUAGCCGAGUGUCAGUUGAUGUGGGAAGUGAUCUGACACAUCAUAACACACACAUACAUGUGUACUUCUUAGCCAUGACUGUGCUUCACAAACACUGUGCUUUAGAAGGUUACAAAUGAAUCACAACCAACUUGUUAGACAUCAUUAGGAUAAAACCGACCUUUGAGAUUCAGGUGAAAUGUCUUUAGCAAGUUAAAUGAUUUUAGCUCUUAAACUUUAAAAAAUAGACAACAAAAAAACAUGUCAUGGUAAAACAACUGUUGUGGUUAUAUAGUUGAGUACACUUUUCAUAGUUUGUGCAAUCCUUUUUGUUAUGAAAGAUACAAUCUUCACAAUACGAUUAGUAAAACUGUGUUAUGUUUGUAUUUAGUACAGCCCUAGGGAAGUUGCAUAACAGAUAUUUGCAUAUAUUCCACAGGACAAAACUUCAUUAUGCACAACCUCACAAAAGGCUACAAACAGGUUUUGCUUAAGAAAGCAAAACGCAAUAUAAAAAACUUUGGUGGUGAUAUUGUGUGUUCAGUUAGAAUUCUGAUAUUAUUUGUUUUGUGGCAAUCUGAAAUAAUAUGAAUAAUAAAAAAUGCACUUUGUAGUAUGC